AUGGAAGACUUUGAGGACUUCAUCGCUGGAGCCAGCCAGCACCCUGAGCUCGAGCUGCUGUCUUUCCUGGGCGGGGGCGGCUUCGGUGUGGUGCUGCUGGCCCGCCAGGUGUCCAGCCAGCGGCAGGUGGCCGUGAAGCUGUUCCAGAGAGACGCGAGCGACCCCUUGGGCGCCAGGCGCGCGAAGGAAGAGGCCAGCAUCAUGCAGCUGCUCCGGCACCAGAACGUCAUCGAGCUGCUGGAGGUGUGCUGUGUGGGCCGUUACCACUGCCUGGUGAUGGAGCUGGCGGUCGGGGGCGACCUCUACCAGCACGUGAUGGCCCGGGGCGGCCUGCCGGAGCCCGAGGCCAUGGCCAUGUUCUACCAGGUCCUGGCGGCCGUGAGCCACUGCCAUGCGCAGCACGUGGCGCACAGGGACCUCAAGCUGGAGAACCUGCUGCUGGACUCGCGGCUCAACGUGAAGCUGGGGGACUUCGGGCUGAGCUGCCAACUGGCCCAGGGCGCGCUGGUGCGCGGCUUCUGCGGGACCGCAGCCUACUGCGCCCCGGAGGUGUUCGAGCGGUGGCCCUACGACGCCUUCGCCGCGGACAUCUGGAGUCUGGGCGUGAUCCUCUUCGCCAUGCUGGCGGGGACCAUGCCCUUCCGCGGCAGGGGCCGAGCCGAGCUGCAGAGCUGCAUCCGGAGAGGCUGCUACGAGCUGCCCUGUGUGGCCAGCCCCGGCCUGGAGGAGCUCCUGAACUGGCUGCUCAGCCUGGACCCGCGCCAGCGGCUUUCGGCGGAUAUGGCUCGGUACCACUGGUGGUUCCACCCCUUGCUGGAGGAAGCCCAGGGUGAGGAGGUGCAGCCCGUGAGGGUUUCCGAGGACCCAGAGGCCCAGGGUCUGCCGCCGGCUCCCAGCCGGGUGUCCCUGCAGUCGGACUGUCGGGGCCUGGAGCAGGUGCAGCCCUGUGGGCAGAGCGCGCGUCUGGCCGCGGCCUCGCCGCACAGACUCGCCCUUGUGUGGGACGCACCUGCACCCGCCGCCCCGAGGGAGGCCCGAAGUGUGUCUGCCUGGUUCACCUGUGAGAACCUGUCGCCUCAGGGCCGCAGGGAGUCUGCCACCACCACCGCCGCCGCCGCCCGCCCGCCCGCCCGCCUCGCCUCUUCCUGGACAGCCGCACGUGGAGAGGAGCCCUGGUGCCGGCCCAGCCCCCGAGCCCGUCCCUGUGGCCGCCCGUUCCAGCUCCUGCCCUAG
Molecule: messenger RNA, 1233 nt
Organism: Lepus europaeus (European hare)
Lineage: Eukaryota; Metazoa; Chordata; Mammalia; Lagomorpha; Leporidae
Product: serine/threonine-protein kinase MARK1-like
Exons: 1
Coding region: 1-1233 (410 amino acids)
Biological process (GO): protein phosphorylation; regulation of cytokinesis; mitotic spindle organization
Cellular component (GO): spindle midzone; spindle pole centrosome; spindle microtubule
Molecular function (GO): protein kinase activity; ATP binding
Source: RefSeq, a predicted model, not a curated record